Messenger RNA from Cottoperca gobio, 1676 nucleotides. Its product is annotated as interleukin-6 receptor subunit beta. The record is from RefSeq and is a predicted model, not a curated record. The transcript is spliced from 9 exons. The coding region runs from base 1 to 1662 and encodes 553 amino acids. Lineage: Eukaryota; Metazoa; Chordata; Actinopteri; Perciformes; Bovichtidae. Gene Ontology annotation, molecular function: protein binding.
AUGACGAAUGGCCGAGUCCUCUUCUUCAAUGUGACGUGUCGCACAGGAAGCGCUCAGGUCCUGAACGAUCACGGGAGCUGCAGAGAUUUGCACCCUACGAGCACUUCCUGUAGCUUUCUCCUGCCUGCUGGACGAUGCUCCUGCGCUCUGACGGCCUCCACCUCUGCAGGGACUUCGCCAGAAGCCCUUAUAUGGUUCAGUGGAGCUUCAGAGACGGAGCCCCCACCCCCGAGCCAAGUCACUGCAAGUCCACUGGGUGACAGUGACUUGGAUGUUCGCUGGACGGCUCCGAUCGAUUGGUCGACGAGCGGCUCAGUAGUGCAGUGGUUUGCUGUCAGAGAGCAGAACAGCAGCAUCGUGCACUGGGAAAGGCUGAAUAGUUCCUGCACAUCGCUGGUCAUCAGCGACGGAGUAAAGCCGAUGGAGCGUUAUGCUGUUUCUGUCAAAGCGCUGUACGGUGAACGAGGGGUGGGGCAGAACAGGACUGUUCACGUUUAUACACGCCAAGGAGCGCCCUCAGCUGGUCCUGCGGUGGCGGUGGGGCAGAUCUCCGGCAGCAGAGUGGAGCUCGUGUGGCGUGCUGUACCUGUGGAGCUGCUUCAUGGUUUCAUCCGCAACUACUCAAUCAUCUACACAACAGAAGACCAACUAGCCACGAGAGUGGUUGUGCCUGGUCACGUUCUCCGUCACUCUCUGAGGAAUCUGUCACCUGGUAACUACGACAUCUUCAUGCGGGCCAACACUGACGCUGGAGCCGGAGCAGCUGGGCCCAAAGCUAAUGUGCACAUAGGCUCUGAGGAAAUCUCGAUCGGGAUGUAUGCCAUCCUGCCUCUCAUCCUGACUUCACUGGCGCUGGGGCUGACGGCCUGCCUGGCACAGAAUAAGCUGGUGAAGCAGAAGCUGUGUCAACACGUCCCUGAUCCUUCCAACAGCAGCUUGGCCCACUGGAGCCCAAAAAACACUUUGGAGAGUAUGAAGCGGCCUGCAGUGUCAGAGAAGAACAAAAUCAAAUACUCAGAAGUUGUUUUGCUUGGUGAAAGUGAGCUGCAGAACUCCGACCCAGACCAGGAUCUCGUCUAUCAAAGUAACCUCCAAACAUAUUCUCUUCACUGCUACUCUCCGCUCCCGGUUUCAGGGGCUCAGACACCUCAAGAUACCAGAAGAUCUGAGAAGAAGUGUGUCAAAAGCCCAACUAGAGCCAAGACGACCUCCAACACUGAUCUCUCCUUCAUCUACUCCAAUGUCCUCUUCUCUCAGACCCUCAAAGGUCUCCCUACUCCCCUCAUAUCCCCCUCAUACGUCCAAACCAAUGACUUGCAGCACAACACUUGCAGCGUUCAUGACGUUAAGCUCCAGCUAGGUGGAGACAGUGAGCCAUCUGUGUCUCUGCAGGGCUGGAGCGCCACCCGAUCAGAUUCAUCUCUUUCCCAAACAGAGAAACUGAAAAGCUUCCAUCUUUUCCUGAAACAGCAUCAAACCUCCGUCUCCUUCCAUUCGUCCCCCUACCUGCUUUAUCACCCAGCUGAGGUCACGUCGCCCCAGGCCGACACCUUCCCUCGCCCUGAUGACACUGUUAAUACGACGCGUUCACCUUUUCCUCCCUGUAUGUUUGUGGAUUUCUCCUACUGUCCUGCAGUGUCAUCCGUUUCCCCUGUUGUUUAGUUUCAUGUCGGGGA